UAUUAGUCUCUUACGAGUGCUUGCUAUUUCCACCACACAAACAUGCAGAAUCAUUCAUUUUCUGUAUAUAAUCUGUGGUGUUUCUGGGCAUUACUAAUCACACGAAGAAAAAAAGAAGAUGGAUAAGAGAUGGAGUCUUCAAGGUAUGACUGCUCUUGUAACGGGUGGAGCCAGCGGAAUCGGGUAUGCCAUAGUAGAGGAGUUAGCUAGCUUUGGGGCCAAAGUCCAUGUAUGCGACAUAUCUGAAACUUUGCUCAAUCAAAGUUUAAGUGAAUGGGAAAAGAAAGGGUUUCAAGUGAGUGGCUCAGUCUGUGAUGUAACCUCUCGUCCUGAGAGAGAAACUUUGAUACAAAAAGUCUCCUCGCUGUUUGAUGGCAAGCUCAACAUUUUUGUGAACAAUGUGGGAGUGCUUCGCGGAAAGCCAACAAUAGAAUAUGGAGCAGACGAUUUCGCUUUCCAUAUCUCAACAAACUUGGAAUCUGCUUACCAUAUUAGCCAGCUUUCACAUCCUCUCCUAAAGGCUUCAGGCUAUGGGAGCAUUGUCUUCUUGUCCUCUGUUGCAGGGGUUGUAUUCACUAGCGGCGGAUCCAUUUACAGUCUAACCAAAGGAGCUCUAAAUCAGCUAGCUAGAAAUUUGGCAUGUGAAUGGGCAAAAGACAGCAUAAGAGCCAACGCUGUUGCACCUAAUAUCAUCAAGACUCCGCUGGCCCUACCUUAUCUUGAGGACGUCGGGUUCAGGGAAGGCCUGUUCGGUAGAACUCCACUUGGUCGAGCUGGAGAGCCGCAUGAAGUUGCAUCACUAGUGGUCUUCUUGUGUCUUCCUGCAGCUUCUUAUAUUACUGGUCAGACCAUUUGUGUUGAUGGAGGCCUAACGAUUAACGGUUUCUCAUACCAACCACAAGCUUGAGAAUGGUACUACUGUCACGUUUUGUAACUGUACGCUAUGUCAUGUGUAUAAGUGUAUGCACAAAACAAAAACGACUUUACAAAUCCAUUGUGGAGAUUCUACUCUUGCUUCGAUAAUAAAACUCUUAGCCUUGAUAUUUCUAGACA
Brassica napus (rape) is the source of this 1053-nucleotide messenger RNA. RefSeq names its product tropinone reductase homolog At2g29310-like. Bases 119 to 907 code for a protein of 262 amino acids. The record is from RefSeq and is a predicted model, not a curated record. The transcript has 5 exons. Gene Ontology annotation, molecular function: oxidoreductase activity. Lineage: Eukaryota; Viridiplantae; Streptophyta; Magnoliopsida; Brassicales; Brassicaceae.